Molecule: messenger RNA, 495 nt
Organism: Protopolystoma xenopodis
Lineage: Eukaryota; Metazoa; Platyhelminthes; Monogenea; Polystomatidea; Polystomatidae
Source: the annotation of a GenBank genome assembly
AUGUUUAUGGGCUCGUUUCCCCAAUCUACGCGAACCAACACCAGGUCGCCUCAAGUCACGAAACAAGUGACUACAACAUAUUUCCUAAGUUUCGAGUCCAGUGUGUCUUACACCUCUUGCCGUAACAUGUGUUUGCAGGACAACUGUAAUCAUCGGUUGACGGCCCCUUCAAACGAUACAACAUCGAGCACCGUUUGGCAAUACCGGGUCGGACUCGGCGGUCCAGCCACCGCCUCCUCUGCCGGGCGGGGUCAGUCACUUCAAACUCCUCCUCAGGCACCAUCGUCGACGGACUUUUCGAAAGCAGAAACGACAAAGACAACAAGUCUGAGUGAUGGCAAGGUUGCAGGAGAGUUGAAAAGGAGCCGAAACGAAGGGUCCACGCUCAGCGAGGACGUCGAUUUGAGGUUCAAGGCUGGCAGCAGCUAUCAGAUCGUCGAACGCUGGACGCAUAUCGAGGUUAGACACCGGUGGACGGCAGGUGAGUACCCAUGA